This is a messenger RNA of Thamnophis sirtalis, 310 nucleotides long. The record is from RefSeq and is a predicted model, not a curated record. NCBI's taxonomy places the organism in Eukaryota, Metazoa, Chordata, Lepidosauria, Squamata, Natricidae.
GGUCAGGAUUCUGCUGACCCCCAAGGGGGCUGGGAGGGAACGGGUCUCCGGUGCUUAAGCCAGGGGGGGAAAAGAAAUAAGAGGCAAGAUAAGGUAAUAUGCGUUACCCCACUCCCCCGCCGCUUCCUUUCGGAGCCCUGCUCGGGGGGCUGGGGAAAGAAAGGAAAGAUUUGUGCCGGGGGGCGUCCCUUCUUCCUCACAGUGCUGUCUUUCGGAUGACAGAUAUGGCAGAUAAUCAUAAGGAAACUUGGGUAGCCCUGGUGGCUGCAGCAGAACAGUACCGGAGUCAAACAGGCAAUGAAAUUGUUUU